Molecule: messenger RNA, 219 nt
Organism: Pochonia chlamydosporia 170
Lineage: Eukaryota; Fungi; Ascomycota; Sordariomycetes; Hypocreales; Clavicipitaceae
Exons: 1
Coding region: 1-219 (72 amino acids)
Source: RefSeq, a predicted model, not a curated record
AUGAAGCCGCCUUUGGUCUUGAGCUGUAGUGAAAGGUUUUUAUGCAGGGUGUGCCAAAACAGAGCAGGGACUUUGCCUUUGCAUUCACCACUGUGCACGGGAAGUUUUGCACUGGUCCAACUGGUUGUUGCCGUGUCAUCUCACCUUAUCGCUGCAUGUGCGCGCAGGCCUCGUAAUAUUUGCAGAAAGUAUGGAGUCUCUGGCAGAGUUUGUUAUUAG